AUGGCCGGUCAGAAGUCUAAGCAGGCGAAGCCCGCCAAGGCGUCCAAGAGCAAGGAGACUCCUGCUCCUCCCGCUCAACUUGUCGCCGCUCUCAGUGCUUUCUUGAGCGAAUCUGGUUUCUCCAAGACCAAGGAAGCUUUCACCAAAGAACUUGCCAGCAAGUCGAUCGACUCUGAUGCGAAGAAUGUGCCGUCCCUGCUUGAACUGUACCAAUCCUGGGAAAAGUCCUCCGAGAAGUCCUCCGGUUCUAGCUCUUCGGACAGCGACAGCGACAGUGAAAGUGAGAGUGGAAGCGAGAGCGAUAGCGAAAGCAGUGACAGCAGCUCCGACGAAUCCAGCGAUUCUGAUGUCGAGAUGAACGACAAGUCCGAGUCCGACAGCGAUAGCGACUCCGAUGACGAGGAGGAGAAGAAGAAGCCUGCUGCUCCUGCUGCUAAGUCCCAGGGCACCAAGCGCAAGGCCGAGUCCAGCUCCUCCGAGUCUGAUUCCGAAUCUGAGGCCGAUGAGGCUCCCAAGUCGAAGAAGACCAAGGUGACUUCCGCCAAGGAAGAGUCUUCUGACUCGGACUCCUCCGACUCUGAGUCCGAUUCUUCCUCUUCCUCUUCCGAGUCUGAAGAGUCCUCCGACUCGGACUCCUCCAGCGACGACUCCUCCAGCUCCUCUUCUGAGUCCGAUUCCGACUCCGAUUCUGAUUCGGACUCUGACUCUUCCUCUGACGACGAGGACGACAAGAAGGCCGAUAAGAAGGCCCUGAAGGCUGCUACCAAGACCCCUCUGCCUCCGUCCGAAUCUAGCUCCAGCGGCUCUUCCCCGUCUUCUUCGUCCGACUCUGACACCACCGGAACCGUCAGCAACUCCGACUCUGCCCCCAAAGAGCAGUCCAAGUCUGCCCAGACAUCCUACUCCAGCAGCGCCAGCCCUGCUCCCGGCAAUGGCCCCCAGAAGAAGAAGCACACCGGUGCUCGCCCCACUCCUCUGGCUCAGCUGAGUGAGCUCCCCACCGACCACCUCCUCUCGAACGACUACGUUCCCUACGCCUACGCCGAGAAGGCCUGGCAGGAUCUGUCGGUCACCCGCGGCAAGGGCUUCACCAAGGAGAAGAACAAGAAGAAGCGCGGUUCUUACCGCGGUGGUCCCAUCGACAUCUCGGGUGGCAAGUCCUUCAAGUUCGAUGACUAG
Aspergillus niger is the source of this 1179-nucleotide messenger RNA. RefSeq lists its product as hypothetical. The transcript has 2 exons. Lineage: Eukaryota; Fungi; Ascomycota; Eurotiomycetes; Eurotiales; Aspergillaceae. The record is from RefSeq and is a predicted model, not a curated record. Bases 1 to 1179 code for a protein of 392 amino acids.